GUUUGUAUCAUCGCAUACAUCAUCUGUCGUUUGUUCAUCGUUAUUACCUACCCUUACCUUUCCUUGCUUCCUUAUAUAAACGACAUUGCUCUGUUCCCCUUAACUAGCGAACAACAAUAGCCCACGAUGAGCAUGCGCGGUCUUACAGUCUUUAUUGCCGACAUUCGAAAUUGUCGAGUACGAGAAUUGGAAGAGAAACGAAUCAACAAGGAAAUGGCCAAUAUCAGGUCCAAGUUCAAAGAGGGCAAUUUGAAUGGAUAUCAAAAGAAGAAAUACGUGUGCAAACUGUUAUACAUGUAUAUUCUCGGUUGGGAGAUUGAUUUUGGUCAUCUCGAAGCCGUGAAUCUCAUUUCGAGUCAAAAAUACAGUGAAAAGCAGAUUGGUUAUCUUGCGGUGACUUUGCUAUUUCACGAAAACAGUGAUUUGGUGCGCUUGGUGGUGAAUUCGACGAAAAAGGAUUUGGACGAUAUGAACGAAAUCAACAAUUGUCUUGCAUUGCAUGCCAUUGCCAACAUUGGUGGUCGUGAAAUGGCCGAGUCGCUGGCCACCGAUGUGCAUCGUUUGCUGAUCUCACCGACAUCGAAAAGCUUUGUCAAAAAGAAAGCGGCAUUGACUUUGCUUCGUUUGUUCCGCAAGCAUCCCGACGUGGUUCCUGUCACAGACUGGGCGGAUCGAAUCAUUUCUCUGAUGGAUGAAUAUGACCUGGGAGUCGCUUUGUCCGUUACGACGCUGGUGCUUGCACUAGCCCAAGCGUACCCUAUGGAAUACGCUGGAUGCUAUGACCGCGCCGUUCAUCGACUGAAAAGAAUUUUAAUCGAUCGAGACUACAGCUUGGACUACAUCUACUACAAGGUACCCACCCCUUGGUUGCAAGUCAAGUGUCUUCGCCUUUUACAGUAUUAUCCUCCGCCUGAGGACGCGAAGUUACGGUCGGAUAUCAGUGAACUUUUGCAGAUUAUCAUUACAAAUUCGCAGGACACGCCUAAAAAUGUGCAACACAGCAAUGCACAAAAUGCCGUUUUGUUUGAAGCGAUUAGCUUGGCGAUUCAUUUGGAUAGCAACUCGACGAUUUGUGCUCAGGCCGCCGCGCUUUUGGGCCGAUUCAUCUCAUGCAAGGAAACCAACGUGCGAUAUCUUGGCUUGGAGACGAUGGCCCAUUUAGCAGCUUGUGCCGAUUCUCUCGAACCUGUCAAGCGACAUCAAGAAACGAUCCUGAUGUCUCUGCGUGAUAAAGAUAUCAGUGUACGACGUCGGGGUCUGGAUCUCCUCUACUCCAUGUGCGACACCACCAAUGCCAAAAUCAUUGUCUCUGAACUUUUACGCUAUCUGCAAAUUGCCGAUUACGCAAUGCGUGAGGAAAUGGUGUUGAAGAUUGCCAUUUUGGCCGAGAAAUUCGCUACGGCGUAUUCAUGGUACGUUGAUAUCAUUCUGCAAUUGAUCUCGACGGCCGGUGAACAAGUCGGUGAAGAGGUGUGGUUCCGUGUCGUGCAAAUUGUUACGAAUAACGAAGAACUGCAAGAGUAUGCGGCCAAGACGGUGUUGAAUUAUCUCGGAUCUCCUCAAUAUAAUGAAACCAUGGUCAAAGUGGGAGGGUACAUUUUGGGCGAAUUCGGUCAUUUGAUUGCCAACUUUCCUGGUUGCAGUCCGAUUGAGCAGUUCAAUGCCGUGCACUCCAAAUUCAAUCUUUGCUCGCUCCAGACACGCGCACUUUUGCUGACAACCUAUGUCAAAUUUGUGAAUCUUUUCCCCGAAAUCAAGAGCCAGGUGCUUUCCGUGUUCAACCAGUAUCGUUAUGUCCUGGAUUCCGAAUUGCAGCAGCGAGCGUGCGAAUACUUGGCUAUUUCGACCAUGUCGACCGACGACAUGUUGCAAACUGUGUGCGAGGAAAUGCCGCCUUUCCCUGAACGAGAAUCGACCUUGCUACUGAAACUGAACCAAAAACACGGCGAUACCGAAGACAAACGUGUGUGGGUGAUUGGUGGCAAGGAGGCCAACUUGGAACGACAAGAAGGAUUGAAACGGAUGGCGUCGAUGCGUAUGAAUUCCACCGAUACCGCUUCCGCGAGUCCUGCAUCGGCACGUGCGGUUCCUCCUGACGGUCAUCCUCAACAACAGACAACGGCCACAAAAACCGCCAACGUCGAAUCAGAGGCCGAUCUUUUAGCUUUUGAUAAUCUUCAGAUCGACAGUAGAACUAUGACCAGCAACAGCAACAGCCGCAGCCCGUCUCCUGUUAUCCCAGCCCAUUUGCCUCUUGCUUCGGGCUACGAACUCGGUUUCAAUCGAUUACAAUAUCAUAGCCAAGGCGUAUUAUAUGAAGAUCCUCAAAUGCAAGUAUCGUUGAAAUCCGAGUUCCAUGCUGCGUAUGGUCGUAUUGCUCUGUACCUUGGCAACAAGACGCAAUAUCCCAUGUCGCACGUGUAUGUCAAAGCCGGCAACCAUCAGCAGCUGAACAUUAAUGUCCUGGAUUUGCAUGGACCCUCGCAAGAAGUGAUUGGUUCCAACGGACAAAUCCAACGCUUGAUCCAAGUCGAAUGUACGGAUGCAUUUACCGAAUCGCCUUCCCUAUUUAUUGGUUUCCGAAUCAACGGGGGCGAUAUGCAACAUCUUCAUCUCAAGUUGCCGGUUGUUCUAACCAAGUUUCAAGACCCCAUCGGUAACAUGGAUGGUCCAAGCUUCUUCAGACGAUGGAACCAAAUCGGAGGUCCGCCAAGAGAAUCGCAAAUUAUUUUCCAAAGUCGGGUGCCCAUUCAGUUGUCGACGGUUUCUUCAAUUUUGCAAGGCUAUCAAUUCGGCUUACUGCAAGGCGUUGACCCCAACACCAAUAACUUUGUAGGUGCCGGCGUGAUUGAUGCCGGUAAGAAUGGAGGCAAGAUUGGCGCCUUGCUUCGAUUGGAACCCAAUUUGGAACAGAAUAUGUAUCGCCUGACUUUACGAACACCAAGCGAAUCCGUUUCGGAGCAUGUGCGCAUCUUACUAGAACGCACUUUAACACACGGAUUCUGAUAGAUGAUAGCUCAUUAUACCUGAUAGUAUAAUUUUAUCGAUUGUAUUUUCUUUUUUAUGUGGUUUCUAUCACAAACGCUUUUCAUCCACCUGUAUAAAAACCUGCUCAUCACAUAAAAUCACUCCAACUGCUUACUUUGUUUAUG
This is a messenger RNA of Radiomyces spectabilis, 3152 nucleotides long. RefSeq names its product adaptin N terminal region-domain-containing protein. The record is from RefSeq and is a predicted model, not a curated record. Gene Ontology annotation, cellular component: AP-2 adaptor complex; membrane coat. The transcript is spliced from 10 exons. Gene Ontology annotation, biological process: intracellular protein transport; clathrin-dependent endocytosis. Lineage: Eukaryota; Fungi; Mucoromycota; Mucoromycetes; Mucorales; Radiomycetaceae. Gene Ontology annotation, molecular function: clathrin-cargo adaptor activity. Bases 127 to 3006 code for a protein of 959 amino acids.